Pisolithus orientalis is the source of this 1263-nucleotide messenger RNA. RefSeq lists its product as uncharacterized. The record is from RefSeq and is a predicted model, not a curated record. Gene Ontology annotation, biological process: spliceosomal complex assembly. The transcript is spliced from 5 exons. Lineage: Eukaryota; Fungi; Basidiomycota; Agaricomycetes; Boletales; Pisolithaceae. Bases 1 to 1263 code for a protein of 420 amino acids. Gene Ontology annotation, cellular component: U2 snRNP; U2-type prespliceosome; U12-type spliceosomal complex. Gene Ontology annotation, molecular function: mRNA binding.
AUGGUUUCCACCAUCCAUCUGGACAUUGACUGUGCUGAUGAAUAUGUGUGCAAUACCACAGCCCAUGCCUUUUCUGUUGUCACACCUGCACUGGGCAUUGCAAUGUUGCUUCCCUUCGUCAAGGCCAUUUGUCAUAGCCAGAAGUUGCAGCAGGCUUGUCAUGCAGGUGUCCAUAUUGUUCAGCAGAUUGCCAUCAUGAUGGGCUGCACCAUCCUUCCUCACCUGUGCAGCCUCAUCAGCCGUGUUGCUCAUGGGCUCACAGAUGAACAGCAGAAAGUGCAGACAGUAACUGUGCUUGCUACUGCUGCCCUAGCUGAAGUGGCUGCACCCUAUGGAAUUGAGUCUUCUGAUGAGGUUCUAUGGCCACUGUGGCUCAGUAUUCACCAGCAUCGCAGAAGGGAACUUGCUGCCUUCUUGAAGGUGAUUGGUUUCAUCAUUCCUCUCAUGGACCCAGAAUAUGCUUCAUACUACAUGAAGGAGGUCACAGUCAUCUUGAUCCAUGAAUUCCAGAUGUUGGAUGAAGAGAUGAAGAAGAUUGUCUUGAAGACUUCUUCAAGUCAUUCUGGGUCCAUUGCAUGGUGCUGGACAGGCAAAACUAUCAUCAAAUGGAUGAAAAGAGCUGGGGUCUCCAAGAUCACAGGGAGGAUCAUGAAUGAGUUGAAAGAUGAAGCAGAGCCAUACCAUAAAAUGGUCAUGGAGACUAUCAUGAAAGUCAUUGCCACUCUUGGUGACUCUGAUAUUGACAAAUGUUUGGAGGUCUGUCUGGUCAAUGGCAUCACAUGCUCCUUCCAGGAGCAGACUAUGGAAGGCCAAGUCAUGCUGGACAGGUUCAGCACUGUUGUUGACACUCUAGAUCGUCUCUACUAUCCUCUGGCAGCAUUGAACAACAAAAGCACCAAACAAUGUGACAAGGACCAGCUUUUGAGCAAGCUUGGACUUGUCUUGUUCAAACAACUUGGAGAAGAGUACCCUGGCAUGCUCGGUAGUAUCAUUGCCACUGAGGGUGCUAUUGCAAAUGUGCCAUCACAAGAAGGCCCAAGAGGCAUCUAUGAACUUGAUUGGUCAUAUCAUGGAUUGUGGUGCCAAGUUCAUUCCAGCCUGAGAAGGAUGGGUAUCUGCUUUGAGUCAUUGGAUCUCUUGAAAGCCCACAAGAAAGCCAUUUGUCACACUGCUGGGGACUCAUUCAGAUACAUCACAAAGAGCUUGGGUCCUCAAGAUGUGCUGCUCUUGCUUCCAGUUCUCCUGUGUGCAGUACAGUUGUGA